Messenger RNA from Aspergillus heteromorphus CBS 117.55, 222 nucleotides. RefSeq lists its product as uncharacterized. The annotation marks the transcript as partial. Lineage: Eukaryota; Fungi; Ascomycota; Eurotiomycetes; Eurotiales; Aspergillaceae. The record is from RefSeq and is a predicted model, not a curated record. The transcript has a single exon.
AUGGCUCUUUCAUCUCUUCCAUUUGAGCUCACUAGGCUCAUCGUCGAGGAGCUUGAGUAUGAGAGUGAGAUCAAUGCCCUCGCCCGCACUGAUCGGGCCCUAUACCAGACUGUCAAUCCCAUGUUGUACAGGCACAACGUUCAGCACGAGGACAGCUCGGCCCUAGCCUGGGCGAUUGAACACGACGCUAUCGCCACGGCCCGGAAAAUUCUCGAUGCAGGC